AUGCUGAGGAUAUGCAGGUAUCCACUCCUGCUAUCAGUUCUGUGCCUUCUGGCGGACUAUGCUCUCCGACCUGUGUACAGUACAUAUUACCUAGGGCACAGUAUCUCCCCAGCCCUAGAACGGGAGCUAUAUUCAUCCCAAAUGCAAUCAACCUAUCAAUCACUUGCCAAAACAAUCCGACAUCGAGCAGCAGAAUGCCCGCGGCAGCGAUAUCUCGUUGCCAUCGCCGGUGCCCCGGGGUCAGGAAAAACGACCAUCGCGCACGAAGUCGCAAAGAGAAUCAACAACAACGACGCUGCGCCAUCCGACGGUCCACAUAAACACAAUCUCUCCUCUGACAAACCCGUAUCACAAUCUUCAUCCCCCUCGCCGACGGUAUGCAUCAGCAUUUCCAUGGACGGAUUCCACCUUCCGCGCUCCACCCUCCACACCCUUCCCAACAAGGAAGCCUACCGUCGCCGCGGCGCGCCUUGGACGUUUGACGCCGACAAGGCUGUUGAAUUUGUCUGGUGUCUGCGCAAGUGGGCUAACAACCAUGAAGACGGUGGAAACAAUACCACUGAACCGAUCAUAUACGCACCGACCUUCUCGCACGCACUCAAGGACCCCGUCCCGGACGCCCUGCCGAUCCCGUCAUCCGGCGCGAUGCGCAUCAUCCUCCUUCUCGAGGGCAACUACCUUCUUCUGGACGAACCGCCGUGGGACGAGAUCGGUCAGCUGGUGGACCUGCGCGUGUUUGUGGAGGCAGAUCCUGCCUUGACACGAGAGCGCGUCGCGCAGAGGCAUCUGCAGGCGGGGAUCGAGUCCACGAUCGAGGAUGCGUAUCGGCGGGUGGACGGGAAUGAUCUGAUCAAUGGACGGCUGGUGAAUGAGAAGAAGGUGGCUGGUAUCGAUCUGGUUGUGACGAGUUUGCAGGAAGAGAUAGGCGGAUAG
Rasamsonia emersonii CBS 393.64 is the source of this 933-nucleotide messenger RNA. Its product is annotated as putative panthothenate kinase/uridine kinase-related protein. Gene Ontology annotation, molecular function: ATP binding; kinase activity. The coding region runs from base 1 to 933 and encodes 310 amino acids. The record is from RefSeq and is a predicted model, not a curated record. Lineage: Eukaryota; Fungi; Ascomycota; Eurotiomycetes; Eurotiales; Trichocomaceae. The transcript is spliced from 3 exons. Gene Ontology annotation, cellular component: cytoplasm.